AUGUGUCAAAGCUCCAGAACAGGGUGACAGGGUAAAACAUUUCUGAUCAGCUUCUUUCUGACGCCAUUGUGAUUUUUUAUAGUUCAACAAAAUUUAUUUCUGUAAUUCUGCAUUUUAAGUGCCGAGUUAAACUUCUACAGGGACAUUGUGGAUGACAGUGACAGAGCAGAAUUUAAAGUAGACUAAAAUUUUUAUUUGAUUGUCACAAUGGCGGACGACAUGCCCAAUAAUUCCGAAACUAUACCUGACGUUUCUCUAAACACACCCCAAGUCCCUCCAAUGCACAUGGAAGUCGAAGAACCAUCUCCUGAACUACCACUUCCACCACCACCAACAGACUCGGAAGCUGUCAUUAAAAACUUGGAACUGGUGCCAGAACUUUCUUCAGAACUUCCUGUUCAGCUUCCUUCGGAACUUCCUGUUCAACUUCCUGUACAGGAACAAUCUGUUCAACCAGAACAGCCUCCAGUUGAACAACAGAUAGUACCGGAAGUGCCAAUAAGUGAAACUGAGCAGGUAGCUGUUGCACCUGAAGAGAUCGUACAAGAAAAACCUCCAGAAGAAGUAGUUCCAGAAAAGCCUCCUGCAAAAAUGAUAAGUAUUCACAUAAAAACUCCACAAGAAAGAGAAACGUUUGAAGUAGAGGAGAAUGCUGGAGUUAAGGAUUUAAAAGCUGUGAUAGCUCCUAAGUUCAAUGCUGAACCAGAUCAAUUAUGUCUAAUUUUCGCUGGAAAAAUAAUGCAGGAUGAGGAUCAUCUACUACAACACAACAUAAAAGACGGCUUGACGAUUCAUUUGGUCAUACGUGCUGCACCCAGAUUAUCUGAACAAGCUAAUAGACGACCAGCUGACAUAGGAGCUACUCCAUUUCAACUGGGAUCAUUAGGAGGUUUGGCUGGACUUAACCAGUUAGGAUUGAGUUCCCCUACAUUCAUGGAGCUGCAGAAUCAGAUGCAGAGUGAAUUGCUUUCCAACCCUAACAUGUUAAGAAAUCUUCUAGACAACCCCAUGGUAACCCAGUUGAUGAGUAAUCCGGAAGUUAUGCGAAAUCUUUUGAUGAGAAAUCCCCAGAUGCAAAAUCUGGUGCAAAGGUACCCAGAAAUACACCAAACUCUCAAUAAUCCAGAACUAUUGCAACAAACAGCGGAACUGGCAAGAAAUCCUUCAAUGCUGCAAGAAUUAAUGAGAAGUCAUGAGCGUGCCAUGGGCCUGGAUCCUAGCUCUCCCAUCCCUACUAGUAAUCCUGUUCCAAACUUGUUUCAAAAUCUUCAAGAACCAAUGCUGUCGUCCUUAGCGGCUCAGUAUCAAGCUGGAGCACAAACCAAUCCAGGUCGUGGUGUUUUAAAUCCACCUCCCUUAGCCAGUUUGCUCCAACAAAUGUCAGAGAAUCCUACUAUUAUACAAAAUAUGCUUCAAGCUCCAUAUACCCAGUCAGUAUUAGAAGCUCUUAGCGCCGAUCCAAGUGUAGCAAAUGCUCUUCUAGCUCAGAAUCCUCUGAUUUCAGACAACCCCACGUUACAGGAACAAAUGAGAGCUAUGAUGCCACAAUUGGUCCAGCAGAUGCAAAAUCCUGAAAUACAAAACCUUAUGACAAACACCCAAGCAUUAGACGCUAUCAUGCAAAUUCAACAAGGCAUGGAGAGCUUAAGACAAGCUGCUCCCACUUUAAUACACACAUUUCCCCCACCAGCACCUCAACCCCUUAAUACAGGUACUCCUGCUUCGCAAACAGAAACUUCCACACAAAAUCCUCCUGCUGGCGCCCCUAGAGAUGCUUUCUCAGAAUUCAUGAGUAGAAUGGUAGGCAGUAUGGCAGCCAACACAAACAACACAUUGCCACCCGAGCAGCGGUAUCAAGCUCAGUUAGAACAGUUGGCUGCGAUGGGUUUCCUUAAUCGAGAAAUAAAUCUGCAAGCAUUGAUUUCCUGCUUUGGAGAUAUAAACGCAGCUAUCGAAAAGUUACUUUCACAAGGGCAGUUAUCUUCAAUGGGAUAAGUUCAGUAUUUAGGAUUGAAUAUAUAUUAUUAUGAAAUAUGGUAGUUUAGUAAAACUGUUUUGGUGCAUCCACAGAUAUAUUUUGUUUUAUUACUGCAGACAUUAACAAUUUUACGUGUAUAAAUAAUAAAUAAAUGUAUUUCAGUGGGUUUUGAAACUCAUUAGAACAACGUGGUUAAAUUGAAUUUGAACUUUUUUUAAUGCUUAAGUUUCCCCCUUUUCUGUCUUGGCACCCGAGAGGAAGUGUAGUGGUCGUCGUGUAUUGUCCGUAUCCAAAGAUCUCUGUGUCUGAUCAUUUUUUUAGGCAUAUUGCUUUUGCAUAUUCCUGCCUUCUUGUUGAGGAUCGUCCUCGUGACCUUCUACCUUUCCUUGGAUAAGUCUUUCCAUUUUUCUGUGUCUGCUCUCAUACCAUGUCAAAAGUAUUUUAAUUCUUCUCCAACAGAACAUUUCAGUGGUAUCUACUAGGCUUGUUCAAUUGAAACCCAUGUUUGAUCCAGAAAAAAAUUAUCGGCAAACGUCUAAUCUAUCUAUCUCAGCCUUAAACGCCCAUUCCUGGGCAUAGGCCUCCCCUGUUAAUCUCUAUUGGUCUAUAUUCUGGCCGAUCUGCACCCAGUCCUUGCGUGCUGUUCUCUUAAUUUCGUCCGUCCUUCUCAUCUGUGGUCUUCCUCUUUUUCUUUUCUGUUCCCAUGGUCGUCAGUGUAGAAUUCUCCUAUUCCAUCUUUCAUGUUUUUGCCGCAGAGUGUGGCCGGCCAAAGUAUCUUCAUUAUAAAAGAAUAAUUAUCGCUAUAUUUAAGGCACAUAUCCCAUUGUUUCACCAACCGAUGCAUAUCAUGUUUAAAGAAUUCUUGUGGCUGUAGCUCGAAGAAUUCUUUUACGGCAUUUUCUAUUUCUUGGUCCAUCUGAAAAUGAUUACCUUGUUAACGCCUUUUUCAGUGGCCCAAAGGUGUGAAAAUUGUAGAGCGCAAAUUGGAACCAGGGAGUGGAUGCUUUAACAUCCUCCAUUUUUUGUUGUUAUGGAUUUCCUUUAACUACAUUGGCGAUAUAAGACCGAGCAUUUUCGGGCAGAAGAAUGCCACCACGUGAGAGCUUUUUUGGGCGUUUUUGUCAUAUUGCUUGAUAACUUAUUUCCUUAUACAGGUUUUCGUUGAUAUACACUCUAGAUUGCUUAUAGAUAGCUUAUGGCUGCUAAAAAAGUUCAAUUUGCCAAGUGACUAAUGAUGUGAUAACCCAAUAUGUUAGGUCUUUUAAACACAUUUAACAGGUUAUCCACUAGGUAUAGUUUUUUUUAUAUAUUUAUUCAUUUAUCGAAUCUCGUUUAUUAGAUAAUAAACCAAUAAAAUAUUUAUUUAUUAUUAUUCUACAUUGAAAGAAUUAUAAAAAAAUAGAAUGUUUUCUAAUCAAUAAAUUUUGCCUUCUUAUAACCAACGGAAUAUCUUCUCCGUCACUGUGGGAGUCAUCAGUCAUAUACAGAAGCUCUAUUUCUCCAGAAAGAUUGAAAAUGUUUUGCAUCUGUUUGAUAAGGAACAUCUGGAGAAAUUGUCACCUAGGAGAAAUUUGCUAACAAAUACUAUGAUGAAUUCCAAUACAUAUAUUGAAUCUGAAAGAACAAAAAAUAUAUUUUACACUGUAAAAGCCCAAUGUAUCCAACUGAGUACAGGUCCGUCUGGUAAGAUAAAUAGACAAGAAUAUAAAGAUUACUAUUCAUUAUCAUGCCACCUACACUCCUAACUGAGAGAACUCUUUGAGUUCUUCCGAUUUAUUUGUAGUGGGGAAUCGGACCGUCUUAACAUUUUGCUUUUACAAUAUUAGUUGCGUCUUCUACAAUAUUUAUCCAUUCAUUCUUAUCUUUGCUUAGGAUUAUCCAUUCUCUUAAGGUCUGCAAUUAUCUGGUUUUCCCAUCUCGUUUUCGGUCUUCAACGGUCUGCCUGAUACUGGUCUCCAUUUGAACUCUUGUAUAAGUUCAUCCAUCAAUAUAUAUUUUUUGUUUGUACAGAGUAUUUGUCUGAGACCUUCUUUUCUUCUAUACUCUUCCAAGUCUUCUUCUCUACUUGUCUUCUGCCAUUUCUUCCGUGCUAGGUUUUUCCCUGGUUGUUGUUUCGUAGUCUUCAUCGUACCCUUACUAUUACUGGGUAAACAAACGUGAGAAGCAAAGUUACGAAAUCCUGUAAAUAGUUUGUUAUAAACCCCCAAAUAUCAUGCAACAUAAUUGAUGAAAGGAAAUGGUGAAGUUAAUUUUUGAGAAUAUUGAUUGCGAUGUUAGAACGACAGCAUCACUAUCAUUCAUCGGCAGUACGAUUAUUUUGCAAUUGAAGUCAGUAUUUUAUUGGCUGUAUACCUGAACAGAUUUAACUGAAACCCUCAAGGUCACUUACACCGCAUUAACGAGCGUCUGUCGUGUCUUCUCUUGACGGUUGCAGAUAAAUGGGUUUUACUGUACUCGGGACGGCUACAGUGGGAGUAAACGGGUUAAUAUACAAAAAAUCCAGAAAAGAAGAACAAUUUCUUGUUUGUACAUGUCAUCAAAUAUUUUUAGCUGACUAAUAUGCCGGUGUGGGCCAGGUUCCGAUUGAGUUAUAACACGCAUUUUCCAUGAGUAAUGGACAAUUAAGGGCUCUUAUCUUCUAAGGAGAUAGAGUUUAGAGGGCAAAAUAUAUUUUUUAAUCUUUAUACCUACUGCAUAAAUAAUACUGUAUACAUAAAAAUCUCUUUUUUAUGUAUAACAAUUUUGUUAAUCUGAGAUGCACUACACUAUGUAAUGCAAUGAAUCGUACUUUUUCUUUGUAUUAAUUAUAAAAGUUUAAUAAAGUCAUUACCAUUUG
This is a messenger RNA of Diabrotica virgifera virgifera (western corn rootworm), 4814 nucleotides long. Its product is annotated as ubiquilin-1-like. NCBI's taxonomy places the organism in Eukaryota, Metazoa, Arthropoda, Insecta, Coleoptera, Chrysomelidae. The transcript is spliced from 3 exons. The coding region runs from base 208 to 1995 and encodes 595 amino acids. The record is from RefSeq and is a predicted model, not a curated record. Gene Ontology annotation, biological process: regulation of mRNA splicing, via spliceosome; regulation of transcription by RNA polymerase II; ubiquitin-dependent protein catabolic process. Gene Ontology annotation, molecular function: polyubiquitin modification-dependent protein binding; mRNA binding. Gene Ontology annotation, cellular component: cytosol; cytoplasm; nucleus.